Eucalyptus grandis is the source of this 919-nucleotide messenger RNA. Its product is annotated as RING-H2 finger protein ATL70. The record is from RefSeq and is a predicted model, not a curated record. The transcript has a single exon. NCBI's taxonomy places the organism in Eukaryota, Viridiplantae, Streptophyta, Magnoliopsida, Myrtales, Myrtaceae. The coding region runs from base 118 to 627 and encodes 169 amino acids.
AACAGUUAAGCAUCAACAAUCACUCUCUCUCUCUCUCCCUCUCUCCAUCUUCAGACGACGUCGCCGACUCCUUCCAUCGAUUGGUCCGCCGGCGACGUGAGCAGCACCUCCGGUUAAAUGGACCCGGGCCAGUACACGGGAUGGUUUGCGUUCUGCAUCGCCAUCUCCCUCAGUAUCAUCGCCCUCAUCGUUCUCUUCACCCUUGCCUCCUACCUCUGCACCCGCUUCUGCAUCCCGCCGGCCUGGACCCCGGUCACUGGUGCCGACCACUUACCUGGACCCGGGCCAGUUCACGGGAGCCAACCCCUCACGUCGGCAGUGGACGGCGGCUACUCGAUCGCGAUCACCCUCGGCCUCGACGAGGCCACGCUAGGGAGCUUCCCGAAGCUCCUCUACUCUCAGGUGAAGGGCGCAGGCUCGAGCUGCUGCUCCAUUUGCUUGUUGGAGUACAAGGAGAGGGACGUGCUGAGGCUGCUGCCGGACUGUGGCCAUUACUUCCACUCGAAGUGCGUCGAUCCGUGGCUGAGAACGAACCCCUCCUGUCCGAACUGCAGGACCUUGCCGGUCCUGACUCCGGUCGCGACGCCCCUUGCUGAGGUCCCCAUGUUGAUGGCACCGCGGCGGUGAUACAGACCGAUCAGAAGGUGGCGGAAUUGCGGGCGGAGGCUCCAGAAUCAAACAAAAUCUACCGUAAGUGAAUUGAGAUAUCUCGUGCACGAGUUCCAGCUGUUGACUGAAACUGACCGACUUCGCGCCAUUUUCGACGCUUCUUUUUCCAGUUUUUUGUAUUCUCUUUGGUUGCUCAGAUGUCGCGUUUGGCGGGUGGGCCGGUGGUUCGCCGCCGGACGAUGUACGGCGAGCACAGCAACAGCUUGAGACGAUGAUGAUGUGAUAGGUCAUAUACAAUAGAAUGAGAACA